This is a messenger RNA of Salvelinus namaycush (lake trout), 6232 nucleotides long. It is a transcript of the gene pcsk6, whose product is annotated as proprotein convertase subtilisin/kexin type 6. Gene Ontology annotation, cellular component: membrane; cell surface. Lineage: Eukaryota; Metazoa; Chordata; Actinopteri; Salmoniformes; Salmonidae. The transcript has 25 exons. The record is from RefSeq and is a predicted model, not a curated record. Bases 284 to 5020 code for a protein of 1578 amino acids. Gene Ontology annotation, biological process: peptide hormone processing. Gene Ontology annotation, molecular function: serine-type endopeptidase activity.
CUAUGAGUGAGGCUUUGAUGUUCGCACAGACGGGCUCUUUACCAGUGUGUUCCGCUGCUAUAGGCUGCGCCUGAAUGGCAUUCGCUAUUGGUGCUUGUGCGUACAUAUAGAGGAGCGCUAGCGCGGGAUAAGGGUUGGCGCCUGAGGUUCAUAUUUUCAACUUUUAAAGGAAUGAAAUAUCAGUCAACCCGGCUGUAAAUUUCGCUCGGACAUGAUGGAUUUAUGACAAACAGCAUGCUUUUUCUGAUGGAGUUGGAUUGACGAUUGACUAAUUUGAGCGUCCAUGCGUGUUAUAUUUUUAGAUAUGUGUUUUAUCCCGUAUUCUAGAGCUGAUGUUGUAGGACAAGUUUCGGACACCAAAAUGUGUUUAUUUUUUAUUUUGAUAUUAUCAACUUUAGAAAUCUGUCAGUCGCUGGCCCCUCGGAACGUUUAUACAAAUCACUGGGCAGUGCGUAUUGCAGGGGGACAAGAAGAAGCGGAUAAACUAGCUGUUAAAUAUGGUUAUAAUAAUUAUGGACAGAUCGGGAGUCUGGAGGACCAUUACCAUUUCCACCACAGCAGAGUGGUGCGCAGAGCAGCUUUCUCCACUAGGGGCGCUCACUCAUUCAUCCAGAUGGACCCAAAGGUUGACUGGGUCCAACAGCAGCUGGUGAAGCAGAGAGUAAAGAGAUACAUCCAAAGGGACACCAGAAGCCCUGACCCCAACUUCGUCCACUUCAACGACCCCAAAUGGUCCAACAUGUGGUAUAUUCACUGUACGGACAAGAACAAUCGCUGUCGGUCAGAGAUGAACAUUCUGGCAGCGUGGCAGAGAGGCUACACGGGCAAGAACGUGGUGGUCACCAUCCUGGACGACGGCAUCGAGAGGAACCACCCUGACCUGGCACAGAACUAUGACCAGCUGGCGAGUUAUGAUGUCAACGGGAACGACCAUGAUCCAACUCCUCGUUAUGAUUCUAGCAACGAGAACAAACAUGGGACGCGGUGUGCCGGUGAGGUUGCAGCUGUGGCUAAUAACUCCCACUGCAUUGUGGGAAUUGCAUACAACGCACGCAUUGGAGGUAUUCGUAUGCUGGAUGGUGAUGUGACAGAUGUAGUAGAGGCGAAGUCCCUCGGUAUCAGACCUGACUACAUAGACAUUUACAGCGCCAGCUGGGGACCUGACGACGAUGGAAAGACCGUGGACGGACCAGGGCCUCUGGCCAAACAGGCCUUCGAGAUGGGCAUCAAAAAGGGCAGGAAGGGUCUGGGAUCCAUCUUUGUUUGGGCGUCGGGGAACGGCGGUCGCCAGGGUGACCACUGUUCGUGUGACGGCUACACCAACAGCAUCUACACCAUCUCCAUCUCCAGCACCACAGAGAACGGCAACAAGCCCUGGUACCUGGAGGUCUGCUCCUCCACACUGGCCACCACCUACAGCAGCGGGGAGUUCUAUGACAGGAAGAUAGUGACCACAGACCUGCGUCAGCGCUGUACUGAUGGCCACACUGGCACCUCUGUGUCAGCUCCCAUGGUGGCUGGGGUCAUCGCUCUCGCUCUGGAGGCCAACCCAUUGGUCAGCUGGAGAGAUAUCCAGCACCUGCUGGUCAAGACGUCCAGGCCUGUCCACCUGAAGGCCAACGACUGGGAGACCAACGCAGCCGGACACAGAGUGAGUCACCUGUAUGGCUUUGGGCUGGUGGAUGCGGAGGGUAUGGUGGUGGAGGCUAAGAAGUGGAGGAGUGUUCCUACCCAGCACACCUGUACUAGGAUGUCUGAACGACGUACCAGGUACAUCCGUGCAGACCAGAGCCUGAACAGCACCAUCACUAGCACAGGGUGUACGGAGCAGGCGGAGCAGCAUGUAAGCUACGUAGAACAUGUGGUGGUCAAGGUACUGAUUGUCCAUCCACGACGAGGAGAUCUGGAGAUCAGCCUCAUAUCACCCUCAGGAACACGCUCACAGCUACUGGCCAAGAGGUUGUUUGAUAACUCUAAUGAAGGUUUUAGGAACUGGGAGUUCAUGACUGUUCACUGCUGGGGGGAGAGGGCAGAGGGCCAGUGGAUCCUGGAGAUCAUAGACUCUCCCUCAUCGCUACGCAACCCAGAGGUGCUGGGUAAACUGAAAGAGUGGACGCUGGUCCUUUAUGGCACCUCGGGGCACCCGUACCAGUCUCACGGGACCCAGCACUCUCGCUCCAGGAUGCUUGAGAUCCCAAGCCCCAGCCGGGACCCCAACGAGCCCGAACCGCCCCCGGAGGGCCUUAAGCACCAGGAGGAGGAAGAGGAGGAUUACAGCGGGCCGUGCCACAGUGAGUGUGGGGACCAGGGCUGUGACGGGCCAGAUCCUGACCACUGUCUGAACUGUAUCCACUACAGCCUGGGCAGCCUCAAGACAGGCAGGACGUGUGUGAGCCACUGUCCGCUGGGCUUCUACGAUAAUUUGGAGGCCAGGAGGUGUCGACGCUGUCACAAGGGCUGUGAGAGGUGUGUGGGACGCACCCCCACCGAGUGUCGCUCCUGUCGCAGGGGGCUCUACUUCAACCCCCUCAACGCUACCUGCUCUGAGACCUGCCCUGCUGGGUACUUCGCUGACGACAUUCAGAGGAAGUGUCUGAGGUGUCAUGAGAACUGUAUGAAGUGUCUGCGGGACUCAGACAGGUGUACUGCCUGUAACGACGGCUACAGUCUGGCAGGGAUGACCUGUGUUCCGGAGUGUGCCAACGGAACCUUCUUUCAUCUGGAGGAGAUGAAGUGUAGUCCCUGUCACACCUCCUGCUCUACCUGCACAGGUCAGUGUCCCUGUCACACCUCCUGCUCUACCUGCACAGGUCAGUGUCCCUGUCACACCUCCUGCUCUACCUGCACAGGUCAGUGUCCCUGUCACACCUCCUGUUCUACCUGCACAGGUCAGUGUCCCUGUCACACCUCCUGCUCUACCUGCACAGGUCAGUGUCCCUGUCACACCUCCUGCUCUACCUGCACAGGUCAGUGUCCCUGUCACACCUCCUGUUCUACCUGCACAGGUCAGUGUCCCUGUCACACCUCCUGCUCUACCUGCACAGGUCAGUGUCCCUGUCACACCUCCUGUUCUACCUGCACAGGUCAGUGUCCCUGUCACACCUCCUGCUCUACCUGCACAGGUCAGUGUCCCUGUCACACCUCCUGUUCUACCUGCACAGGUCAGUGUCCCUGUCACACCUGCUGUUCUACCUGUACAGGUCAGUGUCCCUGUCACAUCUCCUGUUCUACCUGCACAGGUCAGUGUCCCUGUCACACCUCCUGUUCUACCUGCACAGGUCCUGUCACACCUCCUGCUCUACCUGCACAGGUCCUGUCACACCUCCUGCUCUACCUGCACAGGUCCUGUCACACCUCCUGCUCUACCUGCACAGGUCAGUGUCCCUGUCACACCUCCUGCUCUACCUGCACGGGUCAGUGUCCCAGUCACACAUCCUGCUCUACCUGCACAGGUCAGUGUCCCUAUCACACCUCCUGCUCUACCUGCACAGGUCAGUGUCCCUGUCACACCUCCUGCUCUACUUGCACAGGUCAGUGUCCCUGUCACACCUCCUGCUCUACCUGCACAGGUCAGUGUCCCUGUCACACCUCCUGUUCUACCUGCACAGGUCAAUGUCCCAGUCACACAUCCUGCUCUACCUGCACAGGUCAGUGUCCCUAUCACACCUCCUGCUCUACCUGCACAGGUCAGUGUCCCUGUCACACCUCCUGCUCUACCUGCACAGGUCAGUGUCCCUGUCACACCUCCUGCUCUACCUGCACAGGUCAGUGUCCCUGUCACACCUCCUGUUCUACCUGCACAGGUCAGUGUCCCUGUCACACCUCCUGUUCUACCUGCACAGGUCAGUGUCCCUGUCACACCUCCUGUUCUACCUGCACAGGUCAGUGUCCCUGUCACACCUCCUGUUCUACCUGCACAGGUCCUGUCACACCUCCUGCUCUACCUGCACAGGUCCUGUCACACCUCCUGCUCUACCUGCACAGGUCAGUGUCCCUGUCACACCUCCUGCUCUACCUGCACGGGUCAGUGUCCCAGUCACACAUCCUGCUCUACCUGCACAGGUCCUGUCACACUUCCUGUUCUACCUGCACAGGUCAGUGUCCCUGUCACACCUCCUGUUCUACCUGCACAGGUCAGUGUCCCUGUCACACCUCCUGUUCUACCUGCACAGGUCAGUGUCCCUGUCAUACCUCCUGCUCUACCUGCACAGGUCAGUGUCCCUGUCACACCUCCUGUUCUACCUGCACAGGUCAGUGUCCCUGUCACACCUCCUGUUCUACCUGCACAGGUCAGUGUCCCUGUCACACCUCCUGUUCUACCUGCACAGGUCAGUGUCCCUGUCACACCUCCUGCUCUACCUGCACAGGUCAGUGUCCCAGUCACACCUCUUGCUCUACCUGUACAGGUCAGUGUCGCUGUCACACCUCCUGCUCUACCUGCACAGGUCAGUGUCCCUGUCAUACCUCCUGCUCUACCUGCACAGGUCAGUGUCCCUGUCACACCUCUUGCUCUACCUGUACAGGUCAGUGUCCCUGUCACACCUCUUGCUCUACCUGUACAGGUCAGUGUCCCUGUCACACCUCCUGUUCUACCUGCACAGGUCAGUGUCCCUGUCACACCUCCUGCUCUACCUGCACAGGUCAGUGUCCCUGUCACACCUCCUGCUCUACCUGCACAGGUCCAGGGAAGGAGGAGUGUAUCCAGUGUGCCAAAGAUCACCUGCAGCAAGAGUGGAGGUGUGUUCAGACCUGCGCCCCAGGAUACUACUCAACAGAGGAUGCUGGCUACCACCAGGGGAUGUGUCACAAGUGUGAGGAGAAUUGCCUGAGUUGCGACGGCCCCGGGACGACCUGUGUCAAGUGCAAAGACAGCUACAACCUCGUCAGCAGGACGUGCAUCGUGAACGCCACCUGUAACAAUGCCGACGAGGUGUUUUGUGAGAUGGUAAAGUCCAACCGGCUGUGUGAGAAGAAGCUGUUCCGGCAGUUCUGCUGCAGAACCUGUCUGAUGACCGGUUGAGAAUCCUAGUAGAGAACCUGGAGAGGAACCCUGCGUGGAACCCACCACUUCCUCAUCCACUGUUCAUUUCCAAACUAGCUAAUGUUUGUGUCUGAAUGAAAAGAAAGAAUGAAUAGGCCUUCACCAGGGUUGGGGUCAAUUCCAUUUUCCUCAAUGCGUUCCUGAAUCCACUGAAUUGAAAUGGAAUUGACCCCAACCCUGGAACACACACUAUUCCUCCCAUCAAUUUUACCCCACAAAGGGUAGACUUGAUUUUCAUACGAUAUAUACAGUAUUUUAAAGUUGUCUUUUUUAUUUAAAAAACAACAUACAGUAUGUAACAUGUAUAUUUUUUAUUCUAAUGCUGCAUUGUUGUAAAGUGCAGUACUUUUUCGACUACACAUGUUAGUCGAUAACUCUCUGAUUGAACCACUGUUUUUUGGAAGUGAAUUGGUCACCUGAAUAGUAUGAGCUGGUUGAUAAAGAAACAGCAUCACUCAAAAUGGGGAUCGUAUUUAUAAGGCACCAAAUGGAAUAAGACAAACUGAAACAUGAAGGGACUACUUGAACUUUUCUGUUUUCUGUUGUGUGCCCUACCGAAUACGACCCGGAUUAACUUUUCUGUUUUCUGUUGUGUGCCCUACCGAAUACGACCCGGAUUAACUUUUCUGUUUUCUGUUGUGUGCCCUACGGAAUACGACCCGGAUCAACUUUUCUGUUUUCUGUUGUGUGCCCUACCGAAUACGACCCAGAUCAACUUUUCUGUUUUCUGUUGUGUGCCCUACGGAAUACGACUCAGAUCAACUUUUCUGUUUUCUGUUGUGUGCCCUACGGAAUACGACCCGGAUCAACUUUUUCAUACUUAAGAUACAAACUUCCUCACAAAAAAUGGUUUAUUCUGUAUAAGGUUUUUCGUUUUUUUUUUAUAAAAAAUGUGUAAAACAAUGAAUUACUGUAAUCGUAUUUACAUUUUAGCAGACACUAUUAUUCAGAGUGACUUACAGUAGUGAGUGCAUACAUUUUCAUACUGGUCCCCGUGGGAAUCACACCCACAACCCUGGCGUUGCAAGAGCCAUGCUCUACCAACUGAGCUACACGGGACUAUUACUGAAUACUGUACAAUUCCUGUAUACUGUACCAUUUCAAAUGCUGUUGUACAUUUUAGAAUGUGUAUUUGAUGUUUGUUUCGUUUGUUUUUAUGUAUGAAAUAAAAGACGUUCAUUGUGUAUGAUA